GGAGAGGAAAAAUCCUUGAUUCACAAUUUUAAAGGCUCGGCGGUAAUCAUCAAAUUCAUUGCGCAAGACAACCAAAUCGCAAUAUGUCGACGCUUGCAGCAGCUCGGGCUGAUAACUUUUACUACCCACCGGAAUGGGAGCCAAAGAAGGGUGGGUUGAACAAGUUCAAUGGUCAGCAUGCUUUAAGGGAGAGAGCAAGAAAAAUAGAUCAAGGCAUCUUGAUUAUAAGGUUUGAGAUGCCUUAUAAUAUUUGGUGUGGUGGCUGUGAGUCUAUGAUUGCAAAGGGUGUAAGGUUCAAUUCAGAGAAAAAGCAAGUGGGGAAUUACUACUCUACGAAGAUAUGGAGCUUUAGUAUGAAGGCACCUUGCUGCAAACAUGAGAUUGUUAUUCAAACUGAUCCACAAAAUUGCGCUUAUGUGAUUAUGAGUGGAGCCAGACAAAAGGUUGAGGAAUAUGAUGCCGAAGAUGCUGAGACCUUGGCACUCCCUGUAGAUGAUGAUAAGAGUAAACUUGCGGAUCCAUUUAAGCGGCUUGAACACCAGGAAGGAGAUAUGAAGAAGAAGAAAGAAGCUGAGCCUGUAUUGGUACGCCUGCAGCGAAUAUCAGACUCCAGGCAUUUAGAUGAUUAUGCAUUGAACAAAUCGCUGCGGGCGAGGCUUAGGAAUCAGAAGAAAAGGGUAGCUGAAGAAGAAGCUAGCGCUAGGAAAUCAGGAUUUGGGUUAAGACUUCUCCCAAGUUCCGAAGAGGAUGCAGCAUCUGCUAAGGGUAUUAAUUUUGCUACAAAGUUUGAGAAGAAUAGAAAAGACAAGAGAGCGCUAAUUCAAGCUGCCUCGAUAUUUUCUGGAUCAUCUUCUUCUGCCUCUGAUAAAAGACGUUUGGAGCUAGAAGCUAUGAGGAGAAAAAUAAAUGCCACCACUGCAUCAAAGUUGUUAGCUGGAGGAGUCAAACCAUCGUCAUGGGCUCGUCAUUCUGCCCCAUCGCGAAAAUCCAUGAGAUCCUAAGGUGAUAAACAACUAUCUCGCCUGUAACCAUUGGUAUAUAAGUAACUCGCCAUUUGCUAAUUUGCAAUCCCAGUUUGUUAAUAAGUAUUGUGUAUCACCAAUGAGCCUAAGCUUCUUUGACCUUUCAACCACAUUUUGUUUGUAUUUUUGUAUUUUAUAAAUUGCAAUGAGCCCGAAUUUGCGGUUAAA
Messenger RNA from Salvia splendens (bonfire salvia), 1190 nucleotides. Its product is annotated as coiled-coil domain-containing protein 130. Gene Ontology annotation, biological process: mRNA splicing, via spliceosome. The transcript is spliced from 6 exons. Gene Ontology annotation, cellular component: U2-type spliceosomal complex; post-mRNA release spliceosomal complex. The record is from RefSeq and is a predicted model, not a curated record. The coding region runs from base 84 to 1001 and encodes 305 amino acids. Lineage: Eukaryota; Viridiplantae; Streptophyta; Magnoliopsida; Lamiales; Lamiaceae.